UGUUGGUAUUUCUUCAUUUUCAGUGAGGUAGGCUUGGGUAGGCGGCCGCAGGGCCUAGGCCUGGCACUGACUGUAGGCCGGGGCCGGUUGUAGUCGGGUCGGUCCUGUCCUGACCUGAUCUGGGGCCUGCAGUCACAGUCUGUGCCCGCGGCCUGUGGAUGUUUACUCUGACCGUUACCGAGUUUCGUGCCGGAUGACGGACGGAAAGCAGUGAGCCCGGGGCCCCGUGAUUGUCCCGGUCUGUUUGUGCGUUCAUUUUCUUCCUCUGGCCAUUUUUUUUGCGUCACAGUUUCCCGGUGCAGACCCCAGCAGCUCGAUCUUCAGUGAUCCUACUGCUGCCCAAAUGGAUAGACGUAGGGGAGCAACUCAACCAGCUGGCCAGGAUGGACCAGGGACAUUAAAGCCUGGGGACAAAUUUAAAAUUCCAAAGAAGAAAAAGGUCACUGAGAUGGACAAUGUGGAGACUCAGUCUCCUCUAUCCCGACUUACUGAUUCAAGAAUUGAAAAUUUGAAACCAUCGCAUAAGCGCUGGCCAUUCUCUUAUAAUACUUUCAAUAAGACAAGAAAUCGAGACUCGAUUGCUUAUAGUCAACGGAGGAAAUGCGGUUCAAAGCACAACUUUCAAGGAGAUGAUGUUCAACUGAAGGAAGCCAGAAUUGUACUCAGAGAUGUGCUGAUGACAGAUUCAGGAAGACAACAUUUGCUGCACCUAAAAAAGCAAGACUAUAGUAAUGUCGAAAGUACUGACACUUCAAAUGCAAAAAAAAAUUACACAUCAACCAGUGAACUAAAAGAUAAUUGUCACGUGGAAACCAAAACAUCUCACCAAGAUAGUCAUACGAACAUUUUAUCCAGCAGGUGGGUUCUUGAGCUAUGCUUCAACCAGCUGCUGCAUGCACGAAUGCAUCAGUUUUGUUUCUUUCUUUGUGAAGUCUGUAAAGACAUCACCUUGUGCACUAUUGAGUUUCCUGUGGAUUAUUCUUUGUUUAAUCUUAAAGUUUCUCUGUAUUGAAUUGCGAUCCUCUACAUUUGUCUUCAAUGCACUUAGAAUAGGUGCAUUGUCCCCUGGAAAUCACCUAGGAUGAUGCCAAGGAGAUUAACUCCUUUUUGAAGUGAUUUGAUCUUCACCAGUUUCAUAACUUCAUAAAAACAGUGAUACUCAAAUUUUUUCCAGCCAUGUGGUCAUCGGAAUUUUU
Rhincodon typus (whale shark) is the source of this 1196-nucleotide messenger RNA. RefSeq lists its product as uncharacterized. The record is from RefSeq and is a predicted model, not a curated record. The transcript has 5 exons. NCBI's taxonomy places the organism in Eukaryota, Metazoa, Chordata, Chondrichthyes, Orectolobiformes, Rhincodontidae. Bases 344 to 1012 code for a protein of 222 amino acids.